Messenger RNA from Oncorhynchus kisutch (coho salmon), 3546 nucleotides. RefSeq names its product serine protease 23. Bases 319 to 1848 code for a protein of 509 amino acids. The record is from RefSeq and is a predicted model, not a curated record. The transcript has 2 exons. Gene Ontology annotation, molecular function: serine-type endopeptidase activity. Gene Ontology annotation, biological process: proteolysis. Lineage: Eukaryota; Metazoa; Chordata; Actinopteri; Salmoniformes; Salmonidae.
AUUCAACUUCAGUCAGUCCCCCUCCUUGCGUUCCGCAAAACCAGGCAGUACCUCCCCCGGUGUUGCCUUGUAACAUGAACGAGCCGCACUUUGUUAUUCCCUUUUUUUUCUUCAUCAUGGACAAAUCUCCGUGAAGAUCUCGCGAACGGCGUUCCAUUGCGUUCCGUUUGUUUGAUGCGCUGGUGAUGAUGGGACGCGGUCUUUCACUCACUGAAUCAUACCCGACUGGAUAAAAUACCGAUUUAUAUAUUAAAAAGGGCAUUUUGCUGACUUCUGCAUUUCUUGCCAAAUGCUUGCAGGCCCUGGUGGAGCAGUGUGAUGGGCCCCAUUCCCCUGUGUCUGCUGCUCUGUGCCCUGCCCCUGUGUGUUCCUGUCUGGGGGGGCCACGGUGACGAUGAUGACGAUAAAGAGUAUGGCUGGUCCGUGCAGAGUAUCCCGUUGAUUCUGGACAGGCACACAGUGCAUCUGCGGACUCCCAAAUUUGGGGGGAAGGGUGAUGGGGCAUGUGGGGAUGCUCCCACAUUUGGGGGGAAGGAUGAGGGGAAAGAUGGGGAGGGGGUGUGUGGGAUAGAGUGUCAGAGCGCUCUCCCCCCUCCCGACCAGGCCACGGUGGAGAGUAAGCUGGGAUACGAGACGGUGUACGAAAACGGCACGCGCACAUACACCGAUGUCACACUGCAGGGCCUGAAUGAGACGACUUCACGCACGCCCUCACACACUCGCAGGAAACGUCAGGUAUACGGCUUAGACGGGCGCUUUGUCAUCUCAGACAGCCACUUUACCACCAACUACCCGUUCUCCACGGCGGUCCGCCUGUCCACGGGCUGCUCCGGGGUCCUGGUGUCUGACAAACACAUCUUGACGGCAGCCCACUGUGUCCACGAUGGGAAGGACUACCUGCAGGGGGUCAGCAGGCUGAAAGUCGGGGUCCUACAGGUCAAAUCUAAACGAGGUAGGGGGGGGAGGAGGCGGGGGGGGAGGAGGAGAGGUGGGAGGAGAGGAGGAGAUGUGGAAAGGGUGGGAAAGGUGGAAGGAGAGGAAGAGGUUGGAGAAGAGGAGGAGGAUGGGAAUGGGAUAGAUGAAGAAGGACCGAGACAGGAGCAGAGACGGAGAGGAGGGAGGCGGAGAGGAAUGAAGGGAAAGGGGGAGAUACAGAACGCGGUUGAUGGGGAGACCGGAGCAGAGGGAGGUGAAGAAGGGAACACAGAGAAGGAGAGGAGAGAGGGAGGGGGUAGGCAGAGAACGAGAGGUAGCAGAAGUAGCCGUGUACAACGCAGCACAGAAACUAAAAAGCAGCCCUCCUUCCGCUGGACACGCGUGAAACAAAUCCACAUCCCCAAGGGUUGGAUACACACAGGGGACGACGACACUAACGCCGUCACCCCUGACUAUGACUACGCCCUCCUCGAGUUGAAACGGCCAAUCAAACAGAAGCACAUGGAGCUGGGGGUGGCGCCCGCUGCAAAGCCUCUCCCCUUGGGUCGCAUCCACUUCUCAGGGUUUGACAAUGAGCCAGAGGGAGGACAAACGGAGGGAGAGAAAGAAAAGGUGGUCUAUCGCUUCUGUUCAGUGACGGAGGAGUCAGACGACCUGUUGUAUCAGCACUGUGACGCCCAGCAGGGGGCGUCAGGUGCUGGCGUAUACAUCCGGCUCAGACAGGAAGUGGAGGGGUCCAAUAAGAGGAAGUGGCAGCGGAAGGUGAUUGGAGUGUUCUCAGGGCACCGCUGGGUGGAAGGGGACCAGGGUGAAAAGAGGGAUUAUAAUGUGGCUGUGAGGAUCACUCCACUUAAAUACGCUCAGAUCUGCCACUGGAUCCAUGGGGAUCCCAGCAUGUGUACGAAGGCCUGAGAAGUCAGGAAUCUGCUAGAUCUGUCAGACUGAUCAGAGGAAGAAACAAAUGUUCAUCUAGCACUUUCCACUGAGACCUCAAAGUGCUGAAAUGGUGGUCAAUGAACUACCAAAUGGCCAGCACAGACAGAUCAGAUGGAAUAGGAUUUUGGAAUAUGGGAUGAUUUUCAUGCUCCGGUCGGUCAAUCAAACAGAUUCCUAUCCAGAAUGCCAAAAAAUGAUUUUGAGGUCUCAAAAUUCUAUGGUGCUCUCCAAACACUAUCAGGUUUUUCAGUCUUAUAUGCCUUGAUGUGUUGCUUCCAAGAAAUGCCCAUUGUACACGUAAUAAUGGGGCUAAGAUUAAUUCCAUUGGUGCUCAUUUUUACCAUCUCUGCAUGAUUCAUAGUUUUGCUAUCUGACUUAAAUGUAAACGUGUCUUUUCUUAUUUCCUAAAUAUAAAUUUAGCUUGUUAAAAAUCAUUUGUAUUUCUUUAUAUUAAAGCCUACCAUUGAAUACCAAAAAAUGUGUGAUGGACUGAACAUCGAGCAUGAAUGACAACAGUGAAGACAUCAGUGUAUUUGAAUUUUAUUGGAUCUCAAUGGGACUCACAUGCAAGUGGGGGAGAGGAGAGGAGUGAUGCCAUCCAAAAACCAAACAACACUGCCCUCAACCAAAUAUAUAGCAAACAUUGUUAUCCACAUUAUUGUAUAUGAUACAUGUUCUGUAUCUUUUUCUUUCUCAACACAUUAAGAUAGUCACUUUGGAAGAGAAACGACACAUGGAACAUCCUGUGUAAAUAUGAAUACUUUACAGCCAAUUAGUUCGCAACACCCCUGGAGUGUUGCUACAGGGGACGAUACAACCGUACUGAUCACUGCAUCACAAUGACCUUGUGGAAGUGUCCCAAUAAUGUUUGCAAACAUUUCCUUGUCUCAUUCACUCCAUGACCACUGAUAGGUGUAAGGACUGCAUUAUUUCCACCAACUGCCUUUCAUCUAUCGAUUCAAUUCAGAUAAUUGGCCGUUAAGGAAAGGAGACAAGUAUAUUUUGAUUUUUAAAAGUAUUUGGAUGAUCAACUUCACUUGACAUGCUUAAAUGCAGUACCACUUCACACCAACAGGGAGUGCAACAGUAAACACUGGGACUGAGUUUGCAUUCAAUACUGCCUUCAAAUACAGAUAGGGAGAUACUGUACAAGGGAAAGGAUCUUUUUUCAAUCUUCUUACAUUUUUUUCAAUCUUACAAUUCAUAGACAUAAUUAAAAUAUACGAUACAUUUUCUCUCAAAAUAAAGACUAAAGAAAUAUAUGUAUAAUCUAUCAUUUAAAAUAUUCAAAAACGCAUAUGUCAAUUUGAACAUAGUCAACACAUGUUGCAUGUAACACACAAUAAAAAAAAUGGACAAAAUAAAAACAAAUAUGAAUUGAAUGGAAAAUGGAAGUUGUCAUAUGAUUCGUCAUCUCGUAAACCCAGAUUUGUGAUGAUACAUAUUUCAAUUUUCAUCAAUAUACACCCAUAGAACUGUAUAAGAGGCUGGAUGGAUCAAUGAAUGGAGAGAAGUACAACUAAGUGUUGAAUAACCUCAGCAACACAGCUCAGUACAGAAUUUGAUUGGACAGCAAGGGAGGGGAUAGGGCAGGGAUUGGCCAGUGAGGUUUACACACACCGAACACUGUCCAUGGUUAACAACACAUUCCAACUCAGCUCUUUCAGGGAGUAC